Molecule: messenger RNA, 4004 nt
Organism: Hipposideros armiger (great roundleaf bat)
Lineage: Eukaryota; Metazoa; Chordata; Mammalia; Chiroptera; Hipposideridae
Gene: PNMA2
Product: PNMA family member 2
Exons: 3
Coding region: 795-1889 (364 amino acids)
Source: RefSeq, a predicted model, not a curated record
GGGGCGGGGGCGGGGCGCGGCGCCGGGAGCUUCGGACCCGAGCGGAGCGCGGGAGGAGAGGGGGGAGAGGGUUGCGCCGCCCAGAGCCCCGCGCUCCGGAAGUGAAGCUGCCAGACCACCGGCUAACGGAUGCGGAGCGGAGAGCCCGCAGACAACUCUCGGCUCCAGGCAGGGCAGCUUGGCUUGGCCAGAGCUAAGAAGGACCCAGGCACACCAUUGUAUGGAGUUGGGUGACAUCCUCAUGUACUAGAAGCUGAAUAAAUAAGCCCAUCAACUCAUGGAACGCUGGAACACAUAAACAGGAGUCCAAGCCAUUUUGCUGUGAGACUUUUCUCCAGGACUUCUGGGUGCCAGAGUGGAGGCGUUUUCCCAUUAACUAGAGAAAGAUGAGGCGGCAGAGACCCAGAGAGUGUGAAAGCAGCUCUCGCAGGUGCCUCCGUUGGUCAGAGAGGGUCAACACCACCACAUGGCUGCUGGCAUCUGGGAGAGAAACAGAAGCCACCGGACUGUAGAGCCUCAGGCAGUGACCUUGUCAUAACUGAGACACUAACCACGCACCUUGGGUCUGUUCUAGAGACAUACCUGGAAGUGCUGAGUACUUGCCACUGAACAAGUAAGGAUUACUGGUCCAUCCAGAAGACUUGGAGACUGAUGUUGGAGUGACCUGACCUGGACCCAUUAACUGGUGGGUUAGAGGUUACUUUAAAGGAUACUUGAAAUCCUAACGCAGUGCCCACCUGCACCACAAACGUAAUUGAUAUCCUUAGAGUUAGAGCAAAUAAAUCCUCGUGAAGAUGGCACUGGCGCUGUUGGAGGACUGGUGCCGGAUAAUGAGUGUGGAUGAUCAGAAAUCAUUGAUGGUCAUGGGCAUACCAGUGGAAUAUGAUGAAACUGAGAUUCAGGAGGUUCUCCAGGAGACGUUAAAGUCUCUGGGCAGGUACAGACUGCUCGGCAAAAUAUUCAGGAAACAGGAGAAUGCCAAUGCUGUCUUGUUAGAGCUCAUGGAGGACAUUGAUGUCUCAGUGAUCCCCAGUGAGGUUCAGGGGAAGGGGGGCAUCUGGAAAGUGGUCUUUAAAACCCCUAACCAGGACACUGAAUUUCUUGAAAGGCUGAACCUCUUUCUAGAAAAAGAGGGGCAGACAGUCUCAGGUAUGUUCCGAGCGCUUGGUCAUGAGGGAGUAUCUCCAGCCGCAGUACCCUGCAUCUCACCGGAGUUACUGGCCCAUUUGUUGGGACAGGCAAUAGCACAUGCCCCUCAGCCCCUACUCCCCAUGAGGUACCGGAAGCUGAGAGUGUUCUCGGGGAGCGCUGUGCCCGCCCCAGGGGAAGAGCCCUUUGAAAUCUGGUUGGAACAGGCCACUGAGAUAGUCAAAGAGUGGCCGGUAGCAGAGGCAGAAAAGAAAAGGUGGUUGAUGGAAAGCCUGCGUGGCCCCGCCCUGGACCUCAUGCAUAUAGUGCAGGCAGACAGUCCUUCCAUAAGCGUGGAACAGUGUCUGGAGGCAUUUAAGCAAGUGUUCGGAAGCCUGGAGAGCCGCAGGACCUCACAGGUGAAAUACCUGAAGACCUAUCAGGAGGAAGGAGAGAAAGUCUCAGCCUACGUGUUGCGGUUAGAGACCCUGCUCCGGAGGGCCGUGGAGAAACGGGCCAUCCCCAGGAAUAUCGCAGAUCAGGUCCGCUUAGAGCAGGUCAUGGCUGGGGCGAGCCUCAGUGAGAUCCUGUGGUGUAGGCUUAGGGAGCUGAAAGACCAGGGACCUCCCCCCAGCUUCCUGGAGUUAAUGAAGGUGAUCCGAGAAGAGGAAGAGGAGGAGGCCUCUUUUGAAAAUGAGAAUAUUGAAGAGUCAGAUGAAGGGGAUGGCUAUGGUCACUGGGAUAACGAGGCAGAUGACUAAAAGCCAACUCAGAGUGGGACCCACAGCCUGUGGGCCUGGGGAUGUUCGCUUCACCAGGCUAAGACCUUUCCCAUGUUACUUUCUUCAAUGAAUGCAAUUGAAAUCAAGGCAUUCAAGCCAGGUCGUGGUCCUCCUUUCUAAGAAAAAAUGUAUCCGAGAGUUUCUUGGACCCUACAUAGAUCACCGAUAAACAAAAGAUUAAAUUCCAACUAUGACAUAGUGAGGCUAAAGGAAACCUCAGGUUUCCUUUAAACAUCCCCAGAUAGACCAAAGGGUACCUAUACCAUAGAAGAUAAGAGUUGACUUGAGAAAAAGAACCAUUUGUUAAUCUAUCUAAAAAUCUAAGUUUUUUGACUUGUCAGGUGUUUUCCUUUUUCAAAUCGGCAAGUUCUGCAUCCCGAGCAGGGUGAGGCCCUGUUCCAGGAGGUAACAGUCGUGUACCUAUGAGCAUGGCCGUGCUCUCAGGAGUGACAGUCUCGUUGAGGACAUGGCCUCCACAUGUGAAAGCCAAGUAACCUUAUGUGUGGAUACAAGACCAGUAGGAGCCAACAGAAGUGUCAUUGUUAAAUGAAGACGACCACCUCCACCUUCAGGUUGCUUUCCCUCCUUUGGAAAGUGCUCCUCCCACUUCUCGGCUGGGCAUCAGAUAGACAAUUCCAGGCACUGUGUUAGGCCCUGAAAACACCGAUGACUCCGCCUAAGCCCAGCUUUUAAGAGGUUCCCAGUGUGAGAGGCGUCCUCAAGAAGGGGCAGACAUUACAGGGGGGCACGCUGGAGAGUUUGGAGUUAGUGAACGGGUCAGUCUGGUGAGAGAAGAUUUUUAGUGGCAACAGAGGGCAAAGAGGAGAGGAGGGCCUACUAUGUGCCUGGUGUUGUGUGCAUGUCUCAUUUAAUGUGUACAGUAACCCCAAAGCAGUGUAAUUUUGCUCUUUUUGAAAGAAACUGAAGUUCUGAUGGGUUAAGUGGUCUUUUCAAUGUCAACUUCUUAACAAGUGGCAAAGCCAAGACAAGGAGUCCAGAGCUCUCUGACUCUUGCUAAUCUGACCUCCACCAUGAUCAUGGUUUUCAGAUUGUGCAGAGAUUUUUCAGCAGUUCUGUCUUUAAAAUGUAUUUUAAACCCUAAAAUCUAAUAAAUAACAGGCAGAUGCAAGUGUGUUGGUAUCCAAAUUUUAACACCUAGAUACACAGUCACCAGCAGGCUCACUUUUAUUCCCAGAUUGACUCAUUUUGGGCAGACCGUGGAAAAAAGGUUUCCUUGCACUAUCUGGGCAUAUAUCUGAACUUAUCUUAAUGUCCAUAGAUUAAGGGAGCUAAACACCUCAUGAGUGUUUAAAAAAGGCCCAUGUGUGUCCUGUGAUGUAACGUGGUGUACUGGUAGAGCAUCAAUGAGCACCAUUCAAUGAAAUGCUGGUUGAUGUGUCACACCCUGGUAGCUUUGUGUACACAAUAGACAAGUUGCCUAACUUCUCCAAACAUCAGUUUCCUCAUCAAAAAAUGGGAAGAUAAUAGAAUAGGGCUGUUAUGUUAGGAUCAAAUGACAUAACGCCUUGUAAGGACUUACCAUGGUGUCUAGAAGAUAGAAAGCCCUCACUACAUUGAGACCCUUAUUAUUAUUUUCAUGAUGCUUAUUGUCUGCUCAAUGCAUGCGCUCUUUAUUGCUCUAAGAGUUGUGCAGCAACUAUGUAAUCUGUCCAUCAAGUUGUGAUAACAUUGCAUUAGAAACAGUUUUAGCUCUUAUGGUAAGUCCCAAUGCUUGUUGUCUAUUAUUUUGUGAUAAGUAUUCUAGCAAUUGUUGACUAUGCUUAGUGAUUCAAAUUUGAGACAAUAAAUUAUUCUUUCUGAUCAUGGAUAAUUUUAACUGAAGAAUAUUCUGAGUUAGUAAGAAAAGCAUUUUUUAAAAAGGUACCAUUUGUGAUCAUUUAUCUGUUAUAUUUUUCAAUACUGUUCUACCAAAGUGAUACAGUUAUCAUCCAAUACACCCUGAUUUUGUGUGUUUUUGUAUUCAUGAAAAUGGCCUCAUUGUUCUCAUUUAUUGACAGUGUAUGAAGUAAAAUUUAUAAAUGUGAAGUUAUAAAAUAAAUACAUGCUAAUAAAAUUCUGAGUUUUUUUCUGUUU